This is a messenger RNA of Caenorhabditis briggsae, 1263 nucleotides long. Gene Ontology annotation, biological process: protein transport. The coding region runs from base 1 to 1263 and encodes 420 amino acids. The record is from RefSeq and is a predicted model, not a curated record. Gene Ontology annotation, cellular component: cytoplasm. The transcript is spliced from 5 exons. NCBI's taxonomy places the organism in Eukaryota, Metazoa, Nematoda, Chromadorea, Rhabditida, Rhabditidae.
AUGCCCGAACCAGAACUCCUUGUAGAAUUCGAUCAACCCCAGGAAGUUUUUCUCCCGGGUAAUCCUAUUUCUGGUCGUGUCAUUCUUAUGACCUCUGAAAAUUACAAAGCCAGAGCUGUUCAUCUGAAAUUAGAUGGUCGUGCUCACACCAAUUGGCAUGAAUAUGAAACUGAAAGACACACAGAUGGCAACGGAAAUACUGAGAAUCGUCAGAAAAAGGUUGAUUACUCAGCCACCGUUAAAUACCUCGAGACCAAGAUCCUCAUUUGGGCAUCUUUUGAUGGAUCGAGUUGUCUGAUCCCUGGCACAUACGCAUGGCCUUUUUCUUAUAGACUUCCCUCUAACAUUCCACCAAGUUUUGAAGGGAAAUACGGUUACAUCAGGUACUCGGUGACUGCGGAAGUUGAUCGACCCUGGAGGUUUGACAAAACAUCUAAAAGAUGCAUUACUGGUAACUGGGAACGUUUAAUGCCGUAUGAAUUUAAUGUUUCAGUGUCGCCUAUGCUUGACCUAAAUUUCAUUCCAAAUGCAAUGACUCCUCUUCAAGACCAAGCCAGUGAAAAUCUGGGAUGCUGUUGUUUCAAAAAAGGAUAUCUGUCUGUGAAGUUAGACGUACCAAAGACUGGAUUCGUUCCUGGAGAGACUGUUCCUAUCAACCUUCAUAUUGUGAAUAAAUCAUCUGUAAAUGUGACUAUGGUUACUGCAACAAUCAUCCAACGAUGCACUUUCAUGGCAUAUCGAAACGGCACCGCAUUCAAUUUUACAGAAAUUAGUGGAGUAACCCGAGGAGAAGUUAAACUAAACUCCAACACUGUCAUAACACAAACCCAGCCAUUGACAGUUGAACCUGGAAAUUCUCAUAAUUUGGCAUUGGAACUCCGUCUUCCGUCUGUAACUCCAACCAUCAAUCAGUUCUCCCCAGUCAUCACAGUCGAAUAUUAUGUGGAUGUCAGCUAUCUCCCUCCCUCAUAUUAUCAACCAAAUCCCACACUUCCGACUCCUUCCCCAAUCGGAAAUGGAGUCGCUCCUCCACCAGACUACCCAUCUAGCCCUAAUUCUCCACCAUACCCAGAAGUGUCUUAUCCAGUUAAGAUAGAUGGAGUUGUCCAGCCAAGCGCUCCUCCACCAUCCUAUCAAGAUUCCAUGUACGGUACAGAUGGAACUCAUAUUCAUACAGAGGAGCACAAAAAACCAUUCGUUCCAAAAUAUCCUGUUUUCCACAACUUGCCAGUUUAUAACCCUUCUGCUCCACCACAAGAAUGA